Messenger RNA from Prorocentrum cordatum, 524 nucleotides. The record is from the annotation of a GenBank genome assembly. Lineage: Eukaryota; Dinophyceae; Prorocentrales; Prorocentraceae.
AGCCCCCCCACCGCGGCCCGAGGCCGGCCGCCCCCCCCCCCCACGCUACAGGGCCCCGCGCGCGGCGGGCGCGGGGGUGGGUGGGCUUCCCGCAGAUGGGCCGGGGCCGCGGGGCGCUCACAGGCCGAAUUGGGCCAUCCUCGCAAUGGUUGUCCCCGAUCCGCCCCCGAACGCCCCGGGCGCAAUCACGGCGUCCGACGAGGCCAGGGCGGCGCCCGUGUCCGUGAAGCUGCGGGAGAGGCCCAGCACGGGCGGGAGCGCCACAGGAUCCACCCGGGACACCGAGGCCGGCAGCCCGGCAAAGUCCGCCGAGGACCUCCAGGAGUGGCAGGACUCGGACUCGGACCUCAACGCCCCCCGCCCCGCGGCCGCCGCCGAGGCCACCGCGGCGGCUGCCGAGCCAGCCCAGCCACCCGCGCCGCCGCCGCCGCACUUGCCCAAGGUGGUCACGCCGCCCGCGCCCCCGGCGCCGCCGCACGCGGCGCCUCCACAGGCAGCGCCGAGGCCGGGCUGCGCGGCAGGUG